GUGUCCCCCAGUUCUCUUUACAUAAAGGAAGAAUGGGGGGAUUGCACAUAUUGGGCAAACGAAAGUGGUCGUUUCAAUCUGUCAAACCUUGCAGAUGGGACUUGCUUAGUGGUGAUGGGGCAAAGUAAAAACAGUGUCAUAACAUCAGAAACUGGAAAUUGCCUGUCUUAUGCAGCACCUGCAGACACAGGCAAAUCAAGAUUACCAUUCAAGCCUUUCUUCAGGAGAGGAAAAUCAAAUUCAGCAUCAACUUUUGGUUGCAAGAUUAUCCUUGCAAAAAAGAAUGGCAAGAGUUUCACUGAGUUAAAUCAGACAUACAUAAAUGUUAGUGAAGACAGUGCCAAUGUGGAAGACAUAACAAGAAAAGUGCAAGAGAAGUGGGGUAACGUGGUACUGGUAGCUGGUAAUGGUCUUCCCAUUCAGGAUGAGGAGGGAACUAGGGGUAAGGGGUUUAUUAAAGUUAUCUUUCAGCAACAUAUUAGUAGGCCAGGCUGUGAGGUACUAGUAAAUUACUAUUACUGUAUACAGUACCUAGUUGUUGGAUUCAUUGCCUUUUACCAGGCAGAUAAUCCAAUAAUAUAUGUUCUUAUGAAAGUAGCAAGGAUAAAUCCCUGACCUGGUGGCCAUUAAUUUGACUGCCCUGCUACUAAUUUAUUAUAACAUGAGUAUUUUGCGUUGAAGACCUGUGGUGAAAGAAUUUGCCACAAAAUUAAUAAGAAAAAACAUAACAGAAAAACUUCAUUGGUGAUAAAUUUAUGUGGCUGAACCUUUUAUUUGAGAUUGAAAUAAGACUUGUUCCAAUGUUGAUCAUAACCCACACAGUCAGGAAGAUACUGUAAAUACCAUCAAUUGAAGGUACAGUAGCUGGUUUCUAGAGUGUUAACUCUAGAACAAAAAUGUUGGGUAUCUGCUGAGAUGCCUUUUUUAAAUAAAUGCUGCAAAAUCGAGUGCGGAUAGUUAGUCUCAGGACUGUACAGCAGUACAACACAUUAAAACAUUUUAAUUUCCUUUGUUUUCCACUUAUGCAAACCUGCUUCAGGAAGACUGACUUAUGAGCUAAAAUGUUUUAAAGGUGCAUUUUUUUAAACUGCUAAUGAUUAACUUGUUUAAAGGACUAGUAAAUGUAGAUCUGAUCACACUUUGUCCAGCCUAAGUGGACAUUGUUGCACCCUGAGAACGGUCUAAAACACUGCCAACCUUAAAGUUUAGCCAUGUACACUAAAAUAUUUACAAAGUUAACAGAAAUACCAAGACAUAGAAUCAUGACAUGCAUAAAGUUUCAGGGCAGUAUCGGAGGGCUCAGAUUACCAGGUUAUAAAAUAACAAUGUAACAAUAUAUGAACUUGACAAAAUAGGCAUAAUAAAAUUAAAUACAAUGACAAGUUUACGUUUAACGGCAAUUGAAAGUCAUCAUUGUGUAACUUGUGUAAAUAGUUUAUGUAACUUAUGUACGUAAUUUUUUUCAUUUUAAAACAGGAUCAAAAUUCUGGAAGUGCCCAAGUAGAAGAAUUUUUGCCAUAAAAGACAAAAAGAAACUGCAAAAGCAAAAGCAUCCAAGAGAUACCAUGAGAGUGAACCUAGCUCUGAAGAAGAAUUUGGAAGAGAGAAGUGUGCUCCUAAAAAGAAAAAAGCUGACAAAUUUGUUAAACAAGAAGUGAAAGAGAUAAACGAAGAAACCAGUAUGCUGAGGGAAGAGCUACAAAACAACAGUUCCACUUUGGAUGAAUGUAAAACUAUGCUACAAGAGCUGAUAGUGGUCAACAAGUUUCUACCUCUACCCCCCUGUUUAAUUAAGUUAGUUUCUGAUGCGUUUAAGUGCAAAAUAUGUCUUAGGGCACCAAUGACUCCCCCUGUCAUUGCAACAAGAUGUUGCAAUGUACUCAUUGGCUGCAGCAUAUGCACCAAUGAGUGGUUUUCUGGAGAUGGGGGGCUGGAUAAGAGUUGCCCAAAUUGUAGAGAGCCAAGGGGUUAUGCACAAACUUUUCAGUUCAAGGGUAUCGACGAUUUUUUGAAGGGAUUUAAAAAACUUAUGGCA
Molecule: messenger RNA, 2035 nt
Organism: Porites lobata
Lineage: Eukaryota; Metazoa; Cnidaria; Anthozoa; Scleractinia; Poritidae
Source: the annotation of a GenBank genome assembly